This is a messenger RNA of Beta vulgaris subsp. vulgaris (sugar beet), 2021 nucleotides long. RefSeq names its product chaperone protein dnaJ GFA2, mitochondrial. Gene Ontology annotation, cellular component: cytoplasm. The record is from RefSeq and is a predicted model, not a curated record. Gene Ontology annotation, molecular function: heat shock protein binding; ATP binding. NCBI's taxonomy places the organism in Eukaryota, Viridiplantae, Streptophyta, Magnoliopsida, Caryophyllales, Amaranthaceae. The coding region runs from base 606 to 1688 and encodes 360 amino acids. Gene Ontology annotation, biological process: response to heat; protein refolding. The transcript is spliced from 18 exons.
GUUUUCUCUCAUCCUCCAUAGGUUAGAACCCCACCCACAGUCACACGUAGUACCCAACUAUUUUCGACGCCGUUUCAUACUCUUCCUUUGCUUUGCUUCUUCUCCGAGAACCUUCCGACAAAAUUCCCCUUUCUUCUUCCUCUCACUCUUUCUCCUCUCCAAUUUCAUCUCUCUCUAGAUUUCGUUCCAAGAUGUCGCUAAUUAGGGUUUCAGGAAGAGCGUCAAAAACAGCGUUCUCUCAUUCUCGGACUUACUUUCUCUCUUCUCAAUCAUCUCCUCGUCACCAAAUCUCCAACAUUUCCGACAAGGGAACACCUGCACUGGAAACGAGGGAUCAUGGUAAUGUUGAUGCCAGAUGAGUCUCCUACAAAGUUCAUUUUUCAGUCCAUUUCUCUGCGAAGCUAGCAGAGAAAAUAGCAGGCUCCCACAUUGUCUAUGGUUUUUUAGGUGCUGGUGGACCCCACUCCUUUUCUACGACCAUUUUUGGAUUGACUAGGGUCGUUGGAGGCCCCUGCAUAAAAGACGUCCAUUACAAUUGCUGGUUACAACAUAGAAUUCCAAUUAGAGCAUUUGGUGCUGCAAGGCUUAUUCAUGGCUCGGCUGUUAUGUCAAAGAAUUAUUAUGACAUUCUCGGCGUGGGCAAGAAUGCAACUCAAUCUGAACUCAAGAAAGCUUUCUAUGCGUUAGCAAAGAAACAUCAUCCCGACAUGAAUAAAGAUGAUCCGGAUGCUGAAAAAAAGUUUCAGGAGAUUAAUAAGGCCUAUGAGGUUUUGAAAGACGAGCAAGAACGUGUAGCUUAUGAUCAGAUGGGCCAUGAUGCAUAUGUACAAGGCAAAGAAUCUGGUGGUCCUAAUCCUUACGAAAGCGGUGGCUUUAAUUUUCAGGAUCUUUUCCACAAUAACCCUUUCGAUUUUACUGACAUUUUUACGCAAAGAAAAGGCCAAGAUGUGAAGUUAUCCUUAGAGUUAUCUUUCAUGGAAGCUGUUCGAGGAUGCUCCAAAACAGUGACAUAUCGAACAACUUUGCCUUGUGAAGCUUGUGGUGGAACAGGUGUUCCUCCUGGAACCAAACCCGAGACAUGUAGGCGGUGUAGAGGGAGAGGCAUGAUGUUUAUGGAAAAAGGCCCAAUCGCCAUCCAGACUACUUGUAUUCAUUGUAAUGGAACGGGGAAAACAUAUACGACACAUUGCAAGUCCUGCAGUGGUAAUCGAGUGGUGCAGGGAUCAAAGUCUGUCAAAUUGGAUAUCAUUCCUGGUGUUGAUAAUAGUGAAACUAUCAAGGUAUCUAGAAGUGGUGGGGCUGAUCCUGAUGGAUAUGGACCGGGUGACCUUUACGUUAUUAUCAAGGUCAAAGAAGACCCUGUUUUCCGAAGAGAAGGUUCUGACAUCCAUGUUGAUGCUGUUCUGAGUAUUACUCAGGCAAUUUUGGGCGGGACAAUCCAGGUUCCAACUCUCACCGGAGAUGUUGUCCUUAAGGUUCGUCCUGGGACCCAGCCCGGUCAGAAGGUUGUGCUGAAGAAAAAAGGAAUUAAAGCAAGGGGCUCUGCCUCAUUUGGUGAUCAGUUUGUACACUUCAAUGUCAGCAUUCCAACGAGUUUGACCCCAAGACAGCGGGAACUUGUAGAAGAGUUUGCCAAAGAAGAGCAAGGAGAAUAUGAUAAGCGCGCUGCAGCAGGGGCCUCUAGAUAAUUCGGAUUUUCAAAAACUAAGAGGCAAUAUAUGACUUGCAUAUUCACACAGGCAUCUGAACUAAAGAAUGAAUAGAACUCCAUAUUACUCAUCCAUUUGGUCUAGUUUAGGUUAUGAUUAUUGUUCAAGGUUUUCCUUUGGAGCUGAGUUUGAAGGAGCUGCAGGUUGGGGCCAGAAGCAUAAGCAGUUCAGUAGGCUUGAAAAGUUUUGUAGGAAGUAAAAUACUAAAUUCAUUUGAUGCUGUUAUGUGCAAAUUAAAAAAUUGGCCGCUAUGCCAGGUUUGUAAAUAUUAUCAAUGAAUGAAUGAAUUAAACUCUUCUUCAUGGACACUUA